Molecule: messenger RNA, 4058 nt
Organism: Hipposideros armiger (great roundleaf bat)
Lineage: Eukaryota; Metazoa; Chordata; Mammalia; Chiroptera; Hipposideridae
Gene: CSTF2T
Product: cleavage stimulation factor subunit 2 tau variant
Exons: 1
Coding region: 329-2212 (627 amino acids)
Biological process (GO): mRNA 3'-end processing
Cellular component (GO): mRNA cleavage and polyadenylation specificity factor complex
Molecular function (GO): mRNA binding
Source: RefSeq, a predicted model, not a curated record
GGCCAUCUUUAGUGUGGUUAGGUCGCACCAAACUUUCCCCGGCGGGGAUGGUGCUGCGCCCGGAAAGUCUGCGGAAUCAGAGACGAGAAAGGAAUGAUGAGUCUCGGAAAUAAGGUGCUGACAGAACCACGUAGCACCAGGGGCAGAAAGCACUGGCUAAUUCAGUGGAAGGUCGAGGUGCAGAUUCCGCGGAUAAGCGGAACGAUUUAAGCGGAAGUGUGAGGUUUCUGCCCGGAUUUUGAGAGCCGCUUCCUUUGCUCAGCGGAAGUGUCCGUGGCAAGCACACUCUUGGAAGGAUCCGCUCUCCGCUGUUUGAACGGCCGGAAUCAUGUCGAGCUUGGCGGUGAGAGACCCGGCAAUGGAUCGAUCACUGCGUUCCGUGUUCGUGGGGAACAUUCCGUAUGAGGCGACUGAGGAGCAGUUAAAGGACAUAUUUUCGGAGGUUGGUUCUGUUGUCAGUUUCCGGCUGGUAUACGAUCGAGAGACGGGAAAGCCCAAGGGCUAUGGUUUCUGCGAAUACCAAGACCAGGAGACCGCGCUUAGUGCCAUGCGGAACUUGAACGGGCGGGAGUUCAGCGGCAGAGCGCUUCGGGUGGACAAUGCGGCCAGUGAAAAGAACAAGGAGGAGUUAAAGAGCUUAGGGCCUGCUGCGCCCAUCAUUGACUCACCCUAUGGGGACCCCAUCGAUCCAGAAGAUGCCCCUGAAUCAAUUACCAGAGCUGUCGCGAGUCUCCCCCCGGAGCAGAUGUUUGAGCUGAUGAAGCAGAUGAAGCUCUGCGUCCAAAACAGUCACCAGGAAGCUCGAAACAUGUUACUUCAAAACCCUCAACUGGCUUACGCGCUCUUGCAGGCACAAGUAGUGAUGAGAAUCAUGGAUCCAGAGAUUGCUCUAAAAAUUCUUCAUCGCAAGAUACAUGUCACACCACUGAUCCCAGGCAAAGCUCAGCCUGUGUCUGGCCCCGUCGCUGGCCCCGUCGCUGGCCCCGGCCCUGGCCCUGGCCCCGGCCCUGGCCCUGGCCCUGGCCUCUGCCCAGGACCUAAUGUUUUGCUGAACCAGCAGACUCCUCCAGCUCCUCAGCCUCAGCAUUUGGCUAGAAGACCUGUGAAAGACAUUCCUCCUCUGAUGCAGACCCCUAUCCAGGGUGGAAUUCCAGCCCCGGGGCCAAUGCCAGCUGCAGUUCCUGGACCUGGUCCUGGUCCCUUAACUCCUGGUGGAGCAAUGCAGCCUCAAGUUGGAAUGCCAGGGGUUGGUCCGGUGCCUUUAGAGCGGGGACAGGUGCAGAUGUCAGAUCCUAGAGCUCCUAUGCCUCGUGGACCCAUGACUGCCGGUGGCCUGCCUCCUAGAGGAUUGUUAGGCGAUGCUCCAAAUGACCCACGUGGAGGAACUUUGCUUUCAGUCACUGGAGAAGUUGAGCCCAGAGGCUAUCUUGGGCCACCACAUCAGGGUCCACCCAUGCACCAUGCCCCUGGCCAUGACAGCCGUGGCCCUUCCUCACAUGAGAUGAGGGGAGGGCCAUUGGGCGAUCCCAGGCUGCUAAUUGGAGAGCCCAGAGGACCCAUGAUAGAUCAAAGGGGUCUACCUAUGGAUGGCAGAGGCAGUAGAGAUUCUCGAGGGAUGGAGACCCGAGCCAUGGAAACUGAGGUCUUAGAAACAAGAGUGAUGGAGAGAAGAGGAAUGGAGACCUGUGCAAUGGAAACCAGAGGGAUGGAAGCAAGAGGCAUGGAUGCAAGAGGAAUGGAGAUACGAGGCCCUGGCCCUGGUUCGAGAGGCCCUAUGACCGGUGGAAUCCAGGGUCCUGUUCCCAUUAACUUGGGGGCAGGUGGUCCUCAGGGACCCAGGCAGGUCCCAGGCAUUUCAGGGGUGGGAAAUCCUGGAGCUGGCAUGCAGGGGGGAGGCAUGCAGGGAGCAGGCAUGCAGGGAGCAGGUAUACAAGGAGCAGGCAUGCAGGGAGCGGGCAUACAAGGCGUGGGCAUGCAGGGAGCAGGCAUACAAGGAGCAGGCAUACAGGGGGCUGGCAAGCCAGGUGGAGGCCAGCCUAGCAGUUUUAGUCCUGGGCAGAGCCAAGUAACUCCACAGGAUCAAGAAAAGGCAGCUUUGAUCAUGCAAGUUCUUCAACUGACUGCAGAUCAAAUUGCCAUGCUGCCUCCUGAACAAAGGCAGAGUAUCCUGAUUUUAAAGGAACAAAUCCAGAAAUCUACUGGAGCUUCUUGAAAGGUUUAAAAAGUACUUGGCAGUAUCCCAGAAAGUUUUGGGUUUUUUUUUUUUCUUGUUGUUUGUUGCUAUUCUUGCAUGGAGAAUGGGUGCAAAAAGCUGACUUCUGCAUCCCGCACUUGAAUGAUUAGUAUUUCCCUCUUGCCAGAACUUAAUCUCAUUUCUUUUUGUUGUCUUUUUUUUUUCUGUUUUCCUUUUUAUUUUUAAUUGGGUGGGGGGGAGGGAGGGGCGCUAGGGGGAAGAGGGAGUGGAUCUGUUCACUUGAAUUCACUAUGAAUACACAAAAAAUAAUUCUGAGAAUGAUUAUAUUAUGCCAAAUAAGAUUACAAAGAAAAUGCAACAAUAUUAAAACUGUCUACAAUAUGUUAACUACAUUUGUUUUCAAAUAUUGAGUAAAACGAUGUGAAAUCUGCACAUGAAGACUAAAAGGUGACCUGUUAAAAUGGUAAUGAACCAAGAUAGUUUAACAUUUUUAGUUGUAUAAGAAAAUAAAGAAGUUUACCUCAAAAUUAUAUAUUUUUGGUAAGUCAUUUACAAUACGAAAUCCUACUUGUGGGGCAAUAGAAUGCUGUAUUAGGUUAAGCACUGUUUCAGUGCUUUGAAAUUAUUUUGAAAUCUUAACAGCUAACAGGAUAAGUCUAAACUUGUGGUAUUGGAAUUGUUUUUUUCUAAAGUGAUGCUACCUGAAAAAUCAAGGAAUGCAUCUGGUGUGAUGAUGUUCCCUUCAUCUCACUCUUAAGAGACCAGCGAUAUUCUGGCCUGGCCCUGAACAUGAUUUUGCUGGGACAGUUUACUUAAGUCUGCUCUGAUGAGAUUCAGUAUAUCUCUCAGUACCUUCUAUUUCUCCAUAGUCUUUAAGCCUUAGAUCUGAAUGAGUUAUUCUCUCACAUCCUUCCCUAAAAUCUACCUAGUGACCAGUUUAUCUGGAUUAAUUAUACACAGCAUUGGGCAUUUCAUAAAUAGCAGAGGGCUUCAUGCAGUUAAGCUCUGCUUUUUGGUAACUAUUGUCCAUAUACAAGUGAUACCCAUCUAGUCAACCAGAAUCAGGUGUUAAAAAUCUAAGUCUCAGUAAUAUUUAGCAUGCCUUUCAGUUUGCUUCAAAAUCUUAUUUGUCUAUCACCAUCUUAAAAUAAUUGAGGCCCGGGAAGGUAGAUUCUUGUAGCCUUAGUUCUCUGCUUGGUUAUUACAUAUUACUUUUUAUAAGUAAUAAAGCCAUUUAGUCCUAAUAAACAUACCAUUGAGACAGUUGAAACUCAGUAGGAAGUUGGGCUUAUCACAUUUCCUUUAGAGCUACUACCUAAUUUUAGGUCUUGAAGAUACGGACAUACAAAAAAUGUAUAUCAUAGAUCACAGGUAAUUAACAGAAGCAUAAACACCAAAAUAACCAGGUGAUCUUACUCUGGAGAAGAAAAACUAACAUUUAGUUACAGGAAAAAAUGUUAUUUAAAAUAAAGAGAGAGCUGAUACUUAGAAACUGAAUUAUUUUCCCCUUGCACAAGGGUUUUACAUCUUAACUGGGUAAUUCACUCCAUUUUUACAAAGUUUUCAUCCCUACACUGUUCUUGGCUGCCUGUUUUACUCCUGUUUUUAUUGUUCAUACUGUUAAUUUUCCCAUGUUUUUUAUAUGCUUUCCCUAUAUUAGAGGGGAUAGCUCUCCUGUGCAUGUGUGAUAGCUCUGGAUAAUAUUCACAGAGUUGGUUUGACUGCUUUGAAAUUACACUUGCUUUAUUCCAAAGCUUUCACUGAAGGACUAAAUGAAAACCAUUAAAUGUUAUGCUCUUUGUUGUAGUAAAAUCUCUGCAAGUUUAAUGCAGACUUAAUAAAAAGAAUGUAGAAUUAAGUCUCA